CACGACUUUACGAAUUCCUCAACCGGCUUGAACUUAGUCUAUUCCAUCGAACUCAUAUUUUCGCAAAAAACUCCCACCACUUGCUGAACUGAACGACAGUCAGCUUCAAUGCCACGAUGAGGCUCUUCACCCCCACCACAAGAACCACAGUGACCAGAACUAUCACAACGAGGAGGUUCCUCACCCACCGCGUCCUCUCUGCAACCCGCACUACAACAACAAUAACAACAAAUCACCAUGGGAGUCACAUAAGAGCCUAUUCCUCGGAAAAGGGCACUACUCCCCCAUCACCUCUUUCUUCCCACCAGUCUCAAUCCCAGUCCCAGUCCCAAUCCUCCACAUUCAACCCCGAAACCUACCUCCAAACCGCCACCACAACCCUCUCCCUCAUCCCACCCAAACUCAUCCCCGACACCCUCCACCCCACCCAGUCCCAUCUGCUCUCUCUCGCUUUAUCUUCUCACUUGCCGAGCAUUUGUCUACCUCCGGGCUUCAACUCUUCUUCCCCAUCCUCCUCCACUCCCAUCUUUCCAUGGCCCACCAACCAGGAGGAGGAGUAUAACCAGCUCCAGCUACCGCCGGGCUAUCACCUAAUCUACUACCCCCUCCAAACCCCUCCCCACUUGCUCUUCCCCGACGGGACCGACGCCGAUCAUUGCCCUGGAAGCCCCUUUACGAGGAGGAUGUGGGCAGGCGGGAGGAUUGAGUUUGGUAAGGGAUCAGGGGAGAGGUUCAAGGUGGAUGGGAGGAAGACGAUUUGCGUUGAGACGUUGGGGGAGCCCGUGCUACAGGUGGGAAAGGAUGGAAAGGAGGAAGAGCAGAGGGUGUGGGUGGAUGUUUGGAGGCGGUAUUUUACUUUUCCUCCUGAGGAGGGGAUGGGGAGGGGGGAGAUGGAAAGGGUGGUGGAGGGUGUUGUCGACGAUCUCCAGAAUGAAGCGGCGGGAGCGCAAGACGGGGGCAGUGAGACGGCAAAGGGAUCGAAAGGAGUAAUCUCAGAACUCCGCCGUCUAGUCUUCCUCCGCGAGCGCGAACCCUCCCCAAACCACCAAAACCAAACCCAACAAAAACUCGAACCAGCUCCAGCAAGGGUGAUCCGCGUCCCCCACCAACCCGAUUUCUUCUUCAAAAUGACGCCGGACGCCACUUUGCUCUUCCAGUUCUCCGCGCUAACCUUCAACGCGCACGCCAUCCACUUGAACCCGCUGUACGCGAGAGAGGUGGAGGGGUAUAAAGAGCGGUUGAUGCAUGGGCCGUUGACGUUGGUGGUUAUGUUGAGGGGUGUGGAGGGGUUUUUGAGGGGUGGUACUUCUGGGGCUGGUGCUGGUUCGACGAUGACGGCGGCGGCGGCGGACUCCGCUGGGACCCAGAUCUCCGAGGCGAUAAGGGAGAGGUUGUUUGUCGUCCCGGGGGAUGAACCAGAGGACGACGGGAAGAAGAAGAAAAAGCAGUGGGAGAUCGCAAACAUAGAAUACAAAAACCUUCGACCGCUGUUUGUAGGUGAGGAGAUGAAGGUUUGUAUCAGGUUGUUACCUAACAAGGAGAAGAAGAGCGACGGCGACGGCGAUAGGGCGGGCUUGAGUGGCUUGGACGGUGGACGCAGGGAGAGGGUUGAUGUGUGGAUUGAGGCGCCGGAUGGGGGGUUGGCUGUUAAGGGGACUGUUGGUGUUGAGUGGAGGUAGUACGAAAGAGAGAGGUGAAGAGAGAGAGAGGUGAAGAGAGAGAGAGGUGAAGAGAGAGAGAGGUGAAGAGAGAGAGAGGUGAAGAGAGAGAGAGGUGAAGAGAGAGAGAGGUGAAGAGAGAGAGAGGUGAAGAGAGAGAGAGGUGAAGAGAGGUGAAGAUAUAGGGCCCGCACCCUCUAUCUAUAGCUUCAUGCUCUUUCCGAUAUAACCCAUGCUAUAAACAACCCUCCACUACCUCAGGGGUCUUUCGGUCGAGCUAAUUAUGAACCGAGCCCAGCAGCUAAGGUCUCAGAUAUGAUGCCAGAUAUGCAGCAGAAGAACUAUCGGCGACAGUCAACUGAUGAUAUCAACAAAUCUCGUUCAAGUUUACCAACACAAACAACCCCAUAAAUAAGACGCCUCACCAACAGCUUGAACAAUGAAUGAUCAUGUUAUCCAGAA
Neurospora tetraspora is the source of this 2120-nucleotide messenger RNA. RefSeq lists its product as uncharacterized. The transcript has a single exon. The record is from RefSeq and is a predicted model, not a curated record. Gene Ontology annotation, cellular component: mitochondrion. Lineage: Eukaryota; Fungi; Ascomycota; Sordariomycetes; Sordariales; Sordariaceae. Gene Ontology annotation, molecular function: (3R)-hydroxyacyl-[acyl-carrier-protein] dehydratase activity. Bases 117 to 1679 code for a protein of 520 amino acids.